Molecule: messenger RNA, 2608 nt
Organism: Lates calcarifer (barramundi perch)
Lineage: Eukaryota; Metazoa; Chordata; Actinopteri; Centropomidae
Product: dihydrolipoyllysine-residue succinyltransferase component of 2-oxoglutarate dehydrogenase complex, mitochondrial
Exons: 15
Coding region: 106-1455 (449 amino acids)
Biological process (GO): tricarboxylic acid cycle
Cellular component (GO): oxoglutarate dehydrogenase complex
Molecular function (GO): dihydrolipoyllysine-residue succinyltransferase activity
Source: RefSeq, a predicted model, not a curated record
GUGGUUCCUCCUAGUGGGACCGCCCCCGAGCCUGCGAGCAGCGAGCCGCCGAACACCUCUCCUUCAACGGCUGGCAAACAUCAGGUACAGCCGCCAGCUGCAGCUAUGUUAUCACGAUCCCGAUGUGUGUACCGGACGCUUGGCCGUUCCCUGUCAGCGGUGAGUCAGGCCAAUAAUGUGCUGGUCCGACAAAGUGUAUCAGGCCUCUCUGUCUGCAGUCGGUUAGUUUACAGGAAUUCUCAGCCAUGUGAAUUUCCAUCAUCAGCAAAUGUCUUCCACAUCAGAUACUUCAAGACAUCUGCUGUUCACAGGGAUGAAGUAGUCACAGUCAAGACUCCUGCAUUCGCAGAAUCUGUUACAGAGGGAGAUGUGAGGUGGGAGAAAGCUGUGGGCGACUCCGUGACAGAAGAUGAGGUGGUGUGUGAAAUUGAGACCGAUAAGACCUCAGUACAAGUCCCUGCUCCAGCAGCUGGUGUAAUUGAGGAACUGCUGGUGCCCGACGGAGGGAAGGUAGAAGGAGGAACACCGCUCUUCAAACUCCGGAAAGGAGCUGCUGCUGCCAAAGCUGCUCCCUCUCCGGCUGCAGAGGCACCAGCUGCUGCAGCUGAAGCCCCUCCACCUCCUCCAGCUCCAACCCCCACAGCCAUGCCUACAGUGCCCCCAGUGCCACCGCAGGCUGCCCCAGCCAAACCUGUUUCUGCCGUCAAGCCCACUGCUGCAGCUCCAGCUCCAGCUCCUCCAGCAGGAGCCAGAGGAGAAAACAGGGUGAAGAUGAACCGUAUGAGGUUGAGGAUCGCCCAGAGGCUGAAAGAGGCUCAGAACACCUGUGCCAUGCUGACAACCUUCAACGAGGUGGACAUGAGCAACAUUCAGGAGAUGAGGAAACUCCAUAAGGAUGCUUUCUUGAAAAAGCACAACAUCAAACUGGGUUUUAUGUCAGCGUUCGUGAAGGCUGCAGCUCACGCUCUGACUGACCAACCUGCUGUCAAUGCUGUUAUUGAUGAUACAACCAAAGAGAUUGUCUACAGGGAUUAUGUGGACAUUAGUGUUGCUGUGGCAACUCCAAAGGGGCUUGUUGUACCCGUGAUCCGUAAUGUUGAGACCAUGAACUUCACUGACAUAGAAAAAGCCAUUAAUGCACUGGGAGAGAAGGCUCGUAACAAUGAACUUGCAGUUGAAGAUAUGGAUGGGGGCACGUUCACCAUCAGCAAUGGUGGCGUGUUUGGCUCCUUGUUUGGUACUCCCAUCAUCAACCCUCCCCAGUCUGCCAUCCUGGGCAUGCAUGGCAUCUUCGACCGACCCGUAGCCAUAAAUGGCCAGGUUGAAAUCCGACCCAUGAUGUAUGUGGCACUGACGUACGACCAUCGACUCGUUGACGGCAGAGAAGCGGUCACUUUCUUACGCAAGAUCAAAUCUGUGGUGGAAGAUCCGCGAGUGCUGCUUCUGGACAUGUGAUGUUUGUGGCACCACAUUACUCUUGUUUUAUAGCUCAGCUGCAUAAAAUGAACUCCACAACACAAAACACGCACAAAGUCGCACAAAAUCGGCUACACAACUAUUGUUGUCUUUUUAACUGUUGUGUCACACUGCGGGGGUGGGGGUGGGGGUUAUUAAGGCUGUGGUCCAACACUCACAUGGAGCUUAAAUAUGCUGACUUAUACUUAUCCGUAGAGAGUAAUUUAAAGUAUCUACCUGCUUUAAAUCAACAAACCAAAAGGCAAAAUGAUCGUUGGCCAUCUUUUGUUAGUAACUGUUGCGCUACAUUUGGAUUUAGGAAAGAAAAAGCACAGUCACAGUUACAUGUCUUAGGACAAAAAUACACAGGCAGAUAAUACUGAAGAUAACUUGCAUAUGGGUAUUUUAUUGUACCCAUGUGUUCCUCAGAUGAACAUAUGAAGCAGUAGAUAAACACUCGCUGCAUCCUUGUCACAGUUGCGUAAUCAUGAAAUACAAAUGGCUUUUCCAGGCAAGAGUUGGCUACAAGACUUUCUCACCUGCUCAUUAGUCGUUGCUCCUGAGCCACUUUUUCCACAGCCGGGCAAAACAGAGCUCACUCAUAUUAGUUCAAGAUGUUUUAAUGUCAACACAGGACUGAGAGAUUUAUUUGGUUCACUGCUAGUCAUUGUUACUAGCUGCAGUCUAGGGAAGAAAGGAUCAGCGAACUGGAAGUUAGGUUUUCAAACAGAACACGUGUAUAUCAGUGCCAUGCCUUUGAAUCCAUGUCGACUGUUUGAUGAGCAUGUGGGUAGAGGUGACUUAGUUCAGUUAUAUUCCUGCUUUGCACACUCAUUCAUGUCCUGUAUCGUUCUGAUUUGUGUUUUAAACUUUUCUCACUGUUGUCAGGCCGUCAAAGUCUAAAACUGUUGAUCAAACAGACACAAAUGAAUUCACUGUUCAUUAGCAGAAAAUACAAAACACAAACCGGACACUAUUUGUUUUUUAACAUAUAUAUUCAUAUAUUUACAGUAUGUAUAUGUUGGGAGGAAUGUUCAAAACGCACAAUUUGGCAGCAGAUUUUUAUGUUUAGCUCCAAUGUUAGAAUUUUCAAUGUGCUAUCCUAUAUAUAAAAUACUUGUAUCUAUUUAAAGAAACAAUUUUAAACAUGAAA